CUUUGGUUUUCUAGUCUUCACUUCCGUCAGCUAUAGCCUUGGAGAAACUGCAUCAAUGGCGUUGAGAUUGACAUCGCUAAAACGCGCCGCGGUUGAGUCCUGCCGCAUUUUGGAAACCAGAAGCUUCAGCCAUGUCGCUGCGAUGCCGUCCCCCUUGAACGGAGCUUUUGAUCGCCCGAUUUCUAUGCCGCCGCUGGUUUUACCUGAGUUCGAUCAGAAUCAACCGGAUUUGGUCGAUGAAAAGAGCUUCGGAUUCGGGCUUCCUAAUUUUGCUUUUAAUGGAUCCAUGGAGCUAAUGGCUGUGCCUAAGAAGAAGAUUUCUAAACACAAGAGAGGGAUAAGAAAUGGGCCAAAGGCUCUUAAGCCUGUUCCUGUGAUCAUCCGUUGCAGGAGUUGCGGGCGAGUUAAGCUGCCACAUUUCUUCUGUUGCAGCGGUGAGCGGCUAAACCCUACUGAGUAAGGCAAUUCGAACAACUGAUCAAGGUUUCCAAUAUGAUUACUCCUUGUUGGAUAUCAAGAGGGAAAAAUCUUGGCUUUCUUAGUAGUACACUAGAGUGAUAAUAGACUUAUGUGAUGCUG
Molecule: messenger RNA, 579 nt
Organism: Arabidopsis arenosa
Lineage: Eukaryota; Viridiplantae; Streptophyta; Magnoliopsida; Brassicales; Brassicaceae
Source: the annotation of a GenBank genome assembly